Poecile atricapillus (Black-capped chickadee) is the source of this 1973-nucleotide messenger RNA. It is a transcript of the gene SMAD6, whose product is annotated as SMAD family member 6. The transcript is spliced from 4 exons. Gene Ontology annotation, cellular component: heteromeric SMAD protein complex. NCBI's taxonomy places the organism in Eukaryota, Metazoa, Chordata, Aves, Passeriformes, Paridae. Bases 271 to 1704 code for a protein of 477 amino acids. The record is from RefSeq and is a predicted model, not a curated record. Gene Ontology annotation, biological process: regulation of transcription by RNA polymerase II; anatomical structure morphogenesis; transforming growth factor beta receptor signaling pathway. Gene Ontology annotation, molecular function: transcription regulator inhibitor activity; I-SMAD binding.
CGAUGUAGGGCACGGCGCGGCGCGCCCGAGCCCCAGCGCCGCCACGGGAGCGGCCCCCGCGGCGCCGUCUAUGCCCGCGCCGCCCCGCCGCCCCCCCCAUGGUGCGGCCCCGCCGCGGGCCGUCCGAGAUCCGCUGGGCAGCAGCGCCGCGGGGAGUCCGGGCUGCUCCGGGGCUGCGAUGAGAUAGAGCCGGCGGCGGAGCGAGGAGCCCCGCGGAGGAGGGCGGGGGGCGGCGGAGAGCGACGCGACCCCCGGCCGCCCGUGGGUCGUAUGUUCAGGUCCAAACGCUCAGGGCUGGUGCGGCGACUUUGGAGGAGCCGCGUCAUUCCGGACAGGGACGGCGGAGAUGGGAGCGCCAGGAGCGGCCACGACCUCGGAGCCACCGGCAGCUGCAAGAUCGCGGAGAAAAGCCCCUCGGCGGAGCUCCGCGCGGUAGCGCGCAGCCUGCUGCUGCGGGAGGCGGAGGAGCGGCGCGGGGCGGCGGGCGAGGCGGCGCCGCGCGGGGACCCCAUGGCGGAGCGGCGCGGGGCCCGGCUCCGAGCUCCCGGCUCCGCAACGGAGAGCGACGGCCGGACCGUGACCUGCUGCCUCUUCUCGGAGCGGGAGCCGGGCGGCCCCCAGCCUCCCCCCGCCGCCGCCCCCGGACCCGACGGCGCGGCCGACGGCGGCUCCCCGGAGCGGCGGGGCCGGGAGGCGCGGGCGCGGCUGCUGGUGCUGGAGCAGGAGCUGAAGGCCGUCACCUACUCGCUGCUGAAGCGGCUGAAGGAGCGCUCGCUGGACAGCCUGCUGGAGGCGGUGGAGUCCCGCGGGGGGAUGCCCGGCGGCUGCGUCCUCGUGGCCCGCACCGAGGUGCGCCUGGGGGGCCUGGCGGCGCCCCCGCACCUCCUCCUGGGCAAAUUGUUCCGCUGGCCCGACCUGCAGCACCCCGCCGAGCUGAAGCCCCUCUGCGAGUGCCAGAGCUUCGGCGUCGCCGACGGACCCACGGUCUGCUGCAACCCCUACCACUUCAGCCGCCUCUGUGGGCCAGAGUCUCCACCACCUCCCUACUCUCGGCUGUCUCCUAAUGAUGAGCAAAAGCCACUGGAUCUAUCAGAUUCCACGUUGUCUUACACUGAAACAGAGGCUACAAACUCUCCCAACGUCACGCCCGGAGAUUUCUCAGACGCCAGCACGUCGCCCGAUGCCGUGAAGAGGAGCCAUUGGUGCAACGUGGCCUACUGGGAGCACCGGACGCGCGUGGGCCGCCUCUACACAGUGUACGAACAGUCUGUCAGUAUCUUCUACGACCUACCUCAAGGAAACGGCUUCUGCCUCGGACAGCUCAACCUGGACAACAGGAGCGAGACUGUGAGAAGGACUCGAAGUAAAAUCGGCUACGGGAUUUUACUGAGCAAGGAACCGGACGGGGUGUGGGCCUACAACCGCAGCGAGCAUCCCAUCUUCGUCAACUCCCCGACACUGGACAUCCCCAACUGUAGGACUCUGAUCGUGCGCAAGGUGAUGCCGGGCUACUCCAUCAAGGUGUUUGACUACGAGAAGUCCUGCCUGCUGCAGCACACGGCCGAGCUGGAUUAUGCAGACGGGCCCUACGACCCCAACAGCGUCCGGAUCAGCUUCGCCAAGGGCUGGGGGCCGUGUUAUUCCAGACAGUUCAUCACGUCCUGUCCUUGUUGGCUGGAGAUCUUACUCAGCAACAACCGAUAACGCCUCUGGCGAAAGGAAAACAACAACAAAACACACACACACACACACACAAAAAGUUGAAAAAAAAGAAGAAAAAAAAAAGAAAAAAAAAAAAAAAGACACAGACUAUCCCAAAUAUCAUCUACCUAGAUUUAAUAUAAAGUUUUAUAUAUUAUAUGAAAAUAUAUAUUAUACUUGUAAUUAUGGAGUCAUUUUUACAAUGUAAUUAUUUAUGUAUGGUGCAAUGUGUAUAUGGACAAAAAACAGAAAAUGCACUUUGGCUUAUAUAA